This is a messenger RNA of Trichosurus vulpecula (common brushtail), 941 nucleotides long. It is a transcript of the gene TRPT1, whose product is annotated as tRNA phosphotransferase 1. The transcript is spliced from 8 exons. Gene Ontology annotation, molecular function: tRNA 2'-phosphotransferase activity. Lineage: Eukaryota; Metazoa; Chordata; Mammalia; Diprotodontia; Phalangeridae. Gene Ontology annotation, biological process: tRNA splicing, via endonucleolytic cleavage and ligation. The record is from RefSeq and is a predicted model, not a curated record. The coding region runs from base 131 to 853 and encodes 240 amino acids.
CUACUAGAUUUCUAGGGCCCUUAGGGGUCAUCCGUUCCAUCCCCCUCUCUUUGUAGAUGGGGAAACUGAGGUCCUUGGGGGCGCUGAGCCUUGCUCAAGGUCAGACAGGGCUCCUGGGGGAGUGAGGGCCAUGAACCCCCCUGGGGGACAGACCUCCCAGCAAGCUGAGCCCUGGGGAAGAAGGUCCCGGAGACCCCGAGAACAGGACCGAGAUGUACGGCUUUCCAAGGCUCUGUCCUACGCCCUGCGCCAUGGGGCCACUAAGAUGGGGCUGCCCAUGGGCUCAGAUGGCUUUGUCCCCUUGGAUGCCCUCCUGCAGCUGCCCCAGUUCCGGGGCUUCUCCUUGGAGGACGUGUACCGAGUGGUGGAAACCAAUGAAAAGCAGCGGUUUGCCUUGCGCCCUGGGCCCCCGGGCUCUUGUGCGUCCAUUCGAGCCAACCAAGGUCACUCUCUGCAGGUGACCGACCUGGAGCUGAUGCCCCUGAGAACCCCCGAAGACCUGCCCCCCACUCUGGUCCACGGAACGUACUGGCGCCGCUGGCCCUCCAUCCGUCGGGAGGGUCUGUCUCGUCGUGGGAGAACCCACAUCCACCUGUCCCCUGGCCUGCCUGGGGAGCCCCAUGUCCUCAGUGGCAUGCGGCAGGACUGUGAGGUGGCCGUGCUCAUCAAUGGGCCCUUGGCCCUGGCUGAGGGCAUCCUGUUCUUCCGCUCAGCUAAUGGGGUGAUCUUGACCCCAGGGGAUGCCAGGGGGUUCUUGCCUCCCAAGUACUUCAAAGAAGCCCUGCAGCUGGGCUCCCCAAGGAGGCCUCUUUCUCUGGCUGAAGAGGAGACAGAGGGUCAGAGCAGUCGAUAGGGUACCUCGACCAACAACUGAAGAAGGAGCAUGGGAAGUGUCCAAGUAUGAAAUAUUUAUUUAUAAAAAGACAAAUAAAAACUGAUAA